AUGGCACUGCGAGUGACGUCGGCUCUGCUCCACAGAUUGACGUUCGAUGAUGCUGCACUGUGGCGCCCCUUCUACCUCAAGACCUUUGGCCACUCCCGGCCCUGCAAGCCAGCGUCCCAUACCCCCGAGAGCAGCACCAACGCCGAGCUCUGGCAAGAUUACCACCUGCACAUACCACAGGCCAAGGUAGUGGACACGCUCAUCCGUCGGUUCCAACAGACGUGGGAGUGGGCGUACAAGAGCAGGGUGUUGGACUUGGUGGAGCUCACGCGCAAAGGGGCAACGUGCUACGCCAUGCCCAAGGUGAGGUUCCCGCCCGAGCGCUGGGUGGCGCGCCGGGAUGAGCCCGAGCAGGGCAUGUGGCGCUACGAGGGCGAGUGGUCAACAGACCUGAAGAGGUUCGUCAGGGAGGGCUACGGUGCUUGCCGCUUUCUGAACGGUAACCUCUACUGCGGGCAAUGGGCGCACGACAUGAUGCAUGGCCAGGGUGUUAUGUUUUACGGUGAUGGCAGCGUGUACGACGGGUUAUGGUGCCGCAACGCACGGUACGGCAAGGGGACCUACAAACGGCCUGGUCGAUGGACCUACUGCGGCGACUGGAAGGACGGCAAGAGGUGUGGUUGGGGUACGCUGCAGUUUGCGCCGCUGGAUGACGCCUGGCGUACCUGUUCCUCUGCCAGCGGCCUUUCCACGACACCAGGCCAACGUCCCAGAGACUCUCUAGCUGGACCAGCUUGGGGAGGCCAGGAGCCACCUGCUCCGGCGGCAUCACCAACGUAG
Acanthamoeba castellanii str. Neff is the source of this 780-nucleotide messenger RNA. RefSeq names its product MORN repeat-containing protein. The record is from RefSeq and is a predicted model, not a curated record. The transcript is spliced from 6 exons. Lineage: Eukaryota; Discosea; Longamoebia; Acanthamoebidae. Bases 1 to 780 code for a protein of 259 amino acids.